This is a messenger RNA of Diceros bicornis minor, 7134 nucleotides long. It is a transcript of the gene TMEM268, whose product is annotated as transmembrane protein 268. Bases 3357 to 4391 code for a protein of 344 amino acids. NCBI's taxonomy places the organism in Eukaryota, Metazoa, Chordata, Mammalia, Perissodactyla, Rhinocerotidae. The transcript has 9 exons. The record is from RefSeq and is a predicted model, not a curated record.
CGUGUAUCACACACACAUUCACACGUGUACUUAGAAAAAUAUUCAUGGUAUGUAUCUUAGCAGGAAGGAAAUCACUUGUUGAAAAACAACAAGCAACUAGUAAAUCUGUGGUUUGCCUUUUCUCCAGAGCACCUUGUGCUGGGGCAGCCUUGGGCAUUUUCUCAAGCAUAUUUCCUUCCUGGUAGGCUAAAUGACCUGUGUACUACCUGUGGUAACCUCACACUAGCGCUUAAGACUUAAAUGCUCUGUGACCCUCUGUCUAUUAGCCGAAAGUCUGUGGCAGCAAAAUAAUUUCUGGUAGGCAGAAACAGUUGAAAGAGAACAUGAUGGGAUUUCCUUGCUUCUGAAACAUUACGAGAGAACUGGAUGGCUUAAAAAUUUUAUAUUUCAUGACUCAGGAUGGGUUGAUCUCAGGCCACUUCUGUCUCCAGUUACUGUUGCUUUUUACAGUAGAAUUCCUUGUCAGAGUGUUCUGUAUGAGCUUUUCCAUUUUUUACUGUUAAGACACUCAACUGGGCUUGCCAUUUCAUUGAAACUGCUUGUCAGGGUCAGCAGGGAGGGCCAGACUGAGGCCAGUCCUCUUCCUACUUGGCCUUCACUAGCUGACAGGUUUGACUGUGCCUUCUUGAACCAUCUUCUUAGCUUUUGUUGUGCACUGUUGUGCUACCUUACUUCUCAGUCUCUUGCUUCCUCCUCAUCUUUUCCCAAGGAUUUGUUCUUGGUCUUCUCUAUACUCAUUCCUUUGUUGAGACACUCUCCAUUUCAUGGCUUUAAAUACCAUCUAUAUUGAAGACUCAUUUGUAUGUUCAGCUUAUGUCUUCUGAACUCUGGAGUUCUGGAAUUGCUCACUUGGUAUUUUGAUUUGGCUAUCUGGUAAACAUCUUAGCAUGUCCCAAACUAUCCCCAGUUUUGUUAGGGCUUUACUCCUGGUAUUACUAAGUGUACCUCUGCCAACUACAAAUACGGAUACCCCAAAUGGAGGACCAGGAAGAAGCAACGCCUGCACUCGUUGGGUUAGACCCAGUAAUCUUUAACCUGGAUUACAGGAUAAAAAAACGGGAUUAAUCCAGUCUUUUUAUCCUGGAUUAAUAGGGUUGUAUUUAUAUGACUUCCAGCCAACCAGCUGACCAUUGCUCAAGUAACAAAAGCAACAGAGGGAAGUAUUUCAGGACGUUGAGAAGACAAGAUCUGAAAAGGAAAGCUUGGUGACCUGGGAGGGAGGAACCUAAAGGGUUUCAAGAGUAAACUGAACGGAGAGGGAGCGAGUGGAGAAGCUUCUGGCUGUGAAGGCAAGGAGAGAGAUGUAGUAGUGACUGAUGGAGGAGGUGGUUGAGGGAGGUGAUAACAUGUCAAUGCCAGUGGGGAAGGGAAUGGAGGGAGCAAGACAGGAGAAGGCAUUCUGGAGGCUGUGUGAUCCAGGGCACAGGUGGAGGGAUCAGCCCUGUGGUUCUCCACCCUGAUUGCACCCAGGGUGGGUGCUCAGGCCCCUCCCAGGCCAGUUGAAUCAAUCUCUGGGAAUGGGGCCAGAACUAAGAUUUUUCAAAAGUUCCCUUGGGAAUUUUAAGGGGAGGGGCUUCCAUUUUGCCUGACAUGAGAAAUUAUCAUCUGUUAGUUUCUUUGAUCAGGAAGGCAGAUAUGUUGGUUCUAAUAUGGAAUGAAUUUCAAAAUACACAUGUGCAGAACAGUGUGUGAUUUUUUAUUCCCUGCUUGAGCAUAAAAGGAUAUACACAUGCCUGUACUUCUCUAUGCAGAGUAUAUCUGGAAGAUAGAAGAACCUGGUGGCAGUAGUGAUUAUCUCUGAGAAACAGCUUGGGCUGCGAUGGGAGGCUUUCUUUUUGUACACUUAAUCUACAGGAACGUUCAGCAGCAUCCCUGACCUCUACCCACCAGAUGCCAGUAGUACCCCUUUGUGACCACCCAAAAUGUCUCCAGACAUUGUCAGAUGUCCCCUGGGGGCCAAAACCACCCCCAGUUGAGAACUGCUGUUCUACGGCAACAAUUAUUAAAAAUAAAGCACCAUGCAUGAUGCCUGGAACAUAGGUUCAGUAAAUGUUUUCUCAUUUUCUAAAAUUUGCUCACCCUUUGCUCAACCUAAUCAUUGAUUACAUGUCUAAUAAUAGCUGUAUUGGUCAGGGUAGGAUAGGCUCGGAAAUCUCAGCAGCUUAUUACAACAAAGGUUUAUUUCUCACCAUGUUCAACACAAGUUGGGUGAUUCCGGGGCCGCCGUUCUCCAUGCGUUGACUCAGUGAUCCAGAUUACUCCCACUUGGUGGCCCUUCCAUCUCAGCACGUGGCUUCUGCGAUGGCGGAGGCAGGAAGGGAAGGUUGGCAAACACGCACCAGCUCUCAGACGCUUCAGUCCUUGAAUGACACGUGACACUUGUUCUCAGCCCACUGGCCCGCAAUGGGUCACGUGAGCCAACCUAACUGCAAGUUAGGCUACGAAAUAGGGGAAGCCCAUGGAUAUUUGGUGAGUAAAAAUAUCUCUGCUGCAAUUGCUAACAGCUGUCUCCACGCCAGCUGGUGUUCCUAGAACGUUUGCAUUUAUAUUAACCAAUCCUCACAGCACGUCUACGGGACACGAGGCAGAGAGGUUGAGGAGCCAGCCCAAGGAUGUGCCGUCGUAAAGCCAGACUUGGUCUGGCGGCCUGGCUUAGCAUCUGUGCUUAACCGCUGUGCGUGUGCUUGGUACUGAGCACAUUGUACACUUUUUAUUUGUCUCACCCAUGUGAUUCUUCCCCCUUUACAGCUCCCAAAUCCUAGACUGAAUGCCCCUCUGGGCAAUUUCACGUCCUGUGAACCCCUUGUCUAGAAAGAAACAUGCCCCCAAUAUCGCCCAUUACAAGCACAGAAACUCUUUGACCAUUCUAUUUGGUACCAAAGCUCAGACCCACUCAAGUUCUGCCUGCGAGAGGCCGUACAACAGCUUACAGUAAGCCAGACCUUGUGUAACAUCUUACACCAAUUCCCUGAAAGCUUACCACUUCCACGCUAUGGGGGGAAAAACGCCCGAGGUUCUGAGAGGUGAAGCAACUUGUCAGAGGCCAUACACUGAAAUCCCUGCACGCUUCUAGCGAGGGAGGCCCAUCAUGUGCCAGGCACUUGCAACAUACACAGCCCUGCAGGUUAGGCGGUGUAAUCCCACUUCUGUGGAUGAGAAAGCUGAGCCCGGGGCUCACAUUCCGCAUUUCUCCGCACACUUGGUGUCUUUUCCCCGCGAGAAGAGUGAUGGUACCAGAAGUCAAUGAAAGCUGUUGGGCGGAAAGGACCUGCUAUGGCAAAUGAAGGUGAGCUGGCGGCUCCAGAAUGAACCACAGCUCCGAGAAGAGGAAGUAGCAGCCCAGCUGGCUCUCUCUCAUGGCCUGUGAACCGCAGAUGGACCCCGGCGGGGCGGCCGGCCCAUUGCCUACCUCCGCCCCUGGCUGGAGCGCCUUGCCUGCGGGGAGCCCUCCUGGCUGGGGGCAAGAGCUCCACAAUGGCCAGGUCCUCACGGUUCUCCGGAUUGACAACACCUGUGCACCCAUCGCCUUCGAUCUGGGGGCCGCAGAGGAGCAGCUGCAGACUUGGGGCAUUCAGGUCCCGGCCGACCAGUACCGGAGCCUGGCUGAGAGCGCCCUCUUGGAGCCCCAAGUGAGAAGAUACAUCAUCUACAACUCCAGGCCUAUGCGGCUGGCCUUUGCCGUGGUUUUCUACGUGGUGGUGUGGGCCAACAUCUACUCCACCAGCCAGCUGUUUGCCCUGGGGAACCACUGGGUGGGCGUGUUGCUCGUGACCCUGGCCGCGGUGAGCCUGACCUUGAUUCUUGUGCUUGUCUUCGAGAGACACCAGAGGAAGGCCAACACCAACACCGACCUAAGACUGGCGGCUGCCAACGGAGCCCUCCAGAGACACCGGGUGCUGCUGGGGGUGACGGACACGGUGGAAGGCUGCCAGAGCGUGAUUCAGCUCUGGUUUGUCUACUUCGACCUGGAGAACUGUGUGAAGUUCUUAUCCGACCACGUUCAAGAAAUGAAGACUAGCCAAGAGUCCUUGCUGAGAAGCAGAUUGAGCCAGCUGUGUGUUGUCAUGGAGACUGGAGUGAGCCCUGCGACGGAGGAGGAGCCUGAGAACCUGCUGGAGGACACUCCUCUCCUGCCCAGCAGUCCUCAGCCCAAGGAGAGGCCGCUCAUGCAGACUGAACUUCACCAACUCGUUCCUGACGCUGAGCCGGAGGAAAUGGCCCAGCAGCUGCUGGCGGUGUUUGGUGGCUACUACAUCCGGCUCCUGGUGACCUCGCAGCUCCCCCAGGCAGGGGGGACGCGGCACAUGGACUCUCCGAGGGUUCCAUGCCCCUGCCAGUUCAUAGAAGCCCACAUUCUGGGCACAGGGUGCUGCCCGUUCCUGGCCAGGUGACCUAAGGACAGAAGUACUCAUCUUCCUCUAAGACUGAAGGUGACAAGUGAGGGAGGCCUCAGGAGCCCAGGGUGGCCGAUGGCGAGCCCUCGGGGAGGAGAGGAGUGUCUUGGAGCACCCCGAAGGGUGUCAGUCAUGUCAGCAACGGGGGUGUCAUGCUCACUCCAGGACCCUGCACAGAAAUGGCUUCUCAACAUCCCAUCUGGACCCCUCGCCUUUACAGAAGCUGAUGGUCGCCGAGCUGGUGCCCCUCCGAGCCACUCUCUGUGCUGCUCAGAACCGUGGGCGUGGAUGGAAGGGCCCCUCUCCCAUCCCUUUCAUUGCUGGAGAUCCCAGGAAAUGUGAAGAUGACCAGACUGGGCCACGCAGGUGUCCCAAGCUUGACCUCAGAUGAUGCUCCCAUCUCCAACCCCUUCAUGUCAGAUGGGGAAACAGAUGCUCAGGGAGGACAUUGCUCUUGGUGGCACUGCCCCGGGCCUCUAAAAUGAUAAGACUCCCUCUUCCCAACUGAAGCAAAGAAGUAAAUUCUCAGAAUGUUCUCCAUUUUUAAGUUUUUCUUCUUCUAUAUUUUAUGAAAAACAGUGGCACCUGUGUUUGUCGUCUGCUAGCACACAGGCUUCCAGGGACAGAAGAAAGACACAAACGGCACACAACUGUUAAUGGAAUAUUUGGAAAAGACCCAUCCUGUCUGACUGGACAACUUAUUUUGUUCAAAGGCGUGCUUGCUUGUGGUUCUGGUUUUAUACUGCAGAUGGAGAGCAAUGUCCUGUUUUCUGACACUAACACUGUCCUGGAAUGAAGCAGGAUCUCUCACUCCUGGAGCUCCGUGAUGAGCUAAGAAGCUUCCAGGUUCUCUGCUUCUGAAGAAAUUUGAAGUUCAUUAUUCUGUAGGCCCCAAUUCAAUAUGGCCUUUAAAAGCUCCCCAGCCCCUAAGACCCAACCUUCAUCUGCAAUUUUGGCUUCAUCUCCCACAAAAUUCCUUCAUAAGUUAAAACUUUUUCCUGAACUGACAUGCCUAUUCCUUUCCAUCUUUUGGACUCCUAUGCAUGCUUCAAAGCCCGGUGUUACUUACCCGUCUUUCAGGAAUCCUUCCAAUACAGCCAUCCCUGCUUCUCUCUGCCUCCUUUAAAUUCUUGAUGUAGAUGCUGCCUUUACUGAUGUUUUAAGUUAUCGAUUCUGUUUUCCUGUGCACAUGCCUAUUUUUCUAGCUAGACUAUAAGCUCCUCAAAGACAAAGACUGUACCCUGUGCUUUUUGUGCAUAAUCUGGACUUGCUAAGGAAAAAGAAAGUUCUGUGGAUUGAGUGCUUUGUCAUCUCCAUAGUAGCUUUUGCAAAUUGCUUUCUAUGCUCAGUUGAAUAAUAAGGUUGGCACAGACUUGGCUUCUGGUCCUGAGCCACCCCUUCUAGCUGUGUAACUUUUGGCUGGUCCUCAGUUUACCCAUCUGUGUAAUGGGUAGACUGGAUGAUUCUUAAUGGCCCUUGCAAGCCAAAGUUCUGGGAAUUUCCGGGUUUUUUUUGCUCCUUCCUAGUCCUUGGCCUCUCUGUCGGUUAUGCCUUUAUCUACUUGUAGAAAGGUCCUAUGGCCCCACACGGUGUCCCAGGUCUGAGGUGUCCCAAACCUGGUGCUCCUUUGGAUGCAACACUGGCCUAGCCAGCAGGAGACCUGGAUUCUCAUCCAAGAUCUGCUGCUUCCUAGCUGUGUGACCUUGGCUAGGUCACUUAGAACCUCUCUGAGUGUCAGUUCACUCAUUUAUAAAUGGAUCUGGUGGACAUGAAAUGUACUAAUGCGAGUGACUUGCCCUGUAAGAGAGGAACCUAUUUGCUUUCUCUGGGCCGGAGAAGAGAAAUCAAGUGCGUAGACCAGCCCUUGGAAGUGGCUGUUCUAGGCAUUUCUCUGAGGGCAGAUUUGCUCAAUGAGAAUUAUUCAUGAAGGCAAUCACUGUCUUUCUCCUCUGCCUCAGAGGAAAUGUGAGCUGUGAAUGCAAUCACAGAAGCCCAUAUUUAUUUAACCAUAAAACCCUGGUAAGUAUAAUACUAGAGAAUAUAAAUGUGUGCGUUAAAUGGCAAAACAGCAGUUUUUCCAUUUUAAGGCUUAAAGAGCGCUUGCUUGUGUUCUUUCUUGCCUUUUCCUCUCUUUAGAGUUCCUGAUGGUCUCACCUGGUGGGUGGGGCAUCCAGAGGUGCCCACAACAUUCAUUUCUUUGCAUUUGUGCCUCAGUUUCCUCAUUUAGAAAAUUCUGUGAUUUCUGUUUUGCCUACGUCACAGGGUUGCUGUGAAGACAGAUUCCACAAAUGAACACGCAUUCUAAGAUUUAAGGCUCUGAAUUAAUGAUAGGCGUCGUGAUGGGGACAGUGCAGAGUCAUGAAGGGGAUGAGGGGAGGACCUCGGAGCUUGGGUUUUAUUCAAAUCCGGGUUCUGCCCUUAGGAGCAGCAUCCGUCCCAUCCUUGAGUCUCACUCCUCUUGUGUGAUAAGAAUACCCACCUGGAGGGUUAUUAUGAAGAUCCAGUGAUACCAAAAUUGUGAAAUGCUUGCAACUUUGAGUUGCAAGCUUGAGUAAGAGCUUAAUAAAUUGUUGCUAUUUUUUUUUCUCUCACUAUGUCUUAUAUACUGUAGGUGCCUGGUGUAUCUUGUUAUUGAUAUAGUAGAUUGUUAACAGUUAAUGUUUAUUCAUUCUGCAUCAGACCUCAGUUACUCCACCACCGUGGGGUGUAUUUCUGUGAAUAAAGAUGCUAGUUAAAUCUC